Gadus chalcogrammus (walleye pollock) is the source of this 4741-nucleotide messenger RNA. It is a transcript of the gene safb, whose product is annotated as scaffold attachment factor B. Gene Ontology annotation, molecular function: sequence-specific DNA binding; RNA binding. The record is from RefSeq and is a predicted model, not a curated record. Gene Ontology annotation, biological process: regulation of transcription by RNA polymerase II; regulation of mRNA processing. Bases 579 to 3131 code for a protein of 850 amino acids. The transcript is spliced from 21 exons. Gene Ontology annotation, cellular component: nucleus. Lineage: Eukaryota; Metazoa; Chordata; Actinopteri; Gadiformes; Gadidae.
UGCUAUACAGAAAAAUCUGACUUAUUAAGAGGAACCAAUUCAUGGCUAUCAAGAGCUGGAUUAGAUACUUACAACUUGUGUAUUUAUUAUCAGGGUCUAUUUAAGGUGCAGGUCAGAAUUAAAUCGAAAUAUAAAUGUUUAAUUGGCAUUAACUUUUGCAUUACAAGCUAAUAAGUGUCUCGUUUUGGUUUCUCACCGUGUAAUUAUUGUUUUUUACUUGUCUCAUAAAUGAACUAGAUGUCUAUGAUAUCCUCUUACAAUUAAGUGUUUAUUUACAUACCAUUUUUUGAAUGCAUUGUUAUAUCUUCAAAUCAUGUUUGACUGGGUACAAGUGUCAAAGGACAUACAAAUGUGUUUCCUUUCAGUUGUAUGUUUUCUACCGGAUGUCAGUUUUGUUUUGUAUAACUAGCCGAAUGAAUGCAGAGGCCGUCAAUACCGCGCAUGCGCAUUAUUGUCGGCUGCUAGCGCUCGCCAUUUUGUGGAGCAUUUAUCUGGGAAUACACAGAUAUUUAUGAUUUUUUUCACAUUAGGGUACAGUGUUACUAUCGUACGUGAAAUAAACACUUAGGUUCUCUAUCAUGGGUGACUCGUCGUCGGAUAUUGAUGUUCCAGAAGGUUGCGAAGUUCGCAAAUUAUCUGAGUUGAGAGUUAUCGGCUUGAAGGCCGAAUUGAAGAAACGAAACCUAGACACUACAGGCAUCAAAAGCGUCCUUUCGGAGCGUUUGAAAAAGGCUAUUGAGGAUGAAGGUGGAAAUCCAGAGGAGAUUUAUGUGGCUGCUGAGCCAACUAUGAAGAAGACCCCUAAGCGGGCCACAAAAGCAGAUGCCAGGCUGGACAGCGAAGAACGAGAAGAAAGCAUGUUGGGAGAGGAUUCCCAUGAUGGCCAGGAAGAACAUGAGAACAUGCAGGACAUGAGCAUCUUCGACAUGAGCGUUGUAGAUGAGGCCGACAAUGAUAAUGGAAUACCAGCAGAGGUGGAAGAGGACAAAAUGCAGGACUCUGAGGAGCUCUGUGACGAAGAUGAGUUAUUGCAGGACACUGUGGAACAAGACAAAGAGAAGAUGGGGUUGGACGAUGCAUCGCCAAGUGAUGAAAAGUCCGUGUCUGAGCUGCUGGAUAUUGACAUGACAAGCACUUCUCCUAAUAUGGCUCCGGAACCAGACGCAGAUGACCCCAAGGAGGAAACAGAAAAUGAAAAAGUAGCCGGGUCUUGUUUAUCUGAGCCACUUAACGAAGAUCCCCAAGAGAGCCAUGAGGAGACCCCCGAAGAAGAGCCAGCCGGACCCCCGGGAGGACAAGACGAUGCGUGCGACGACGCUGCCAGGACCGACGAGGCCGCCCCCGGGCAGGUGGCGGGGGACCCAGAGGUCACAGAGGUCACAGAGACUGAUGUUGAGGGGGUUGGGGACAGUCACGUUGUCCCGGGACAGACAGUCGAUGCGCAGAGCGAAAGCACUCAGGCCGUUAGUGUAAACGAACAGGGGGCCGCGGGCGAAACGGUUGGUUCAGAAACGGGGUCUAAGAAGGGUGAGGAGGAAGAGAAGAAGACUGACGAGAACGCUUCAGCAGAUGCGUCCUCUGCAGCCAAAGAGUCCUCUACUGUAGAGGGCGAUGAUCAGAAAAAGAGUUCUGAGGAGAAAGAGGCCAACACGGAGACAAAAGCUGCUGCUGGAGCUAAUGUUGCAGCAGGGGCUAGCAGGAAUCUCUGGGUCAGCGGCCUCUCCUCCACGACCAGAGCGACUGAUCUGAAGACCCUCUUCAGCAAGUAUGGCAAGGUGGUCGGUGCCAAGGUGGUGACCAACGCCAAGAGCCCUGGAGCCCGCUGCUACGGCUUCGUCACCAUGUCCUCCAGCGACGAGGCCACCAGUUGCAUCACCCACCUGCACCGGACGGAGCUGCAUGGCAAGAUGAUCUCCGUGGAGCGGGCGAAAAAUGAGCCCGCGGGGAAGAAGCCAGCUGACCCCAAGAGCACUGUCGCUGAGAGAUGUAAUUCCACAGACUCUAGGUCUGAGGGCAAAGACGAGAAGUCGGAGGGUGAAGGGAAAGAUGGCAAAGGUCUCGAGAGGACGGUGGUCAUGGACAAAUCUAAAGGAGAGCCAGUCAUCAGCGUAAAGGCUAAAAGCAAAAGCAAGGAGCGUAGCUCCAAGAGCCGCGACCGCAAGUCCGUCAGCAAGGAGAAGAAGGACAUCCUGUCGUUCGACCAGAUCAAGGAGCAGCGGGAGAGGGAGCGCCAGAGACAGCGGGAGAGGGAGAUCCGAGAGGUGGAGAGGCGCCGGCACACGGGGGAGGCUAAUCUUUCUCCGUCGGGGCCGUUUAGCGACCGUGAUCGGGACGGUCGCACGGAGCGCGAGCGCAUCCGUCAGUUCCGCGAGCGGGAGGAACGGGAGCACCUGAUCCGCAAGAGGAACUGGCUGGAGGUACGCCCCCCCUCAUCGGUGGAGAAGCAGCGUUUGGACGCCGACCGCAUGGAGCGGCAGUUCCUGGAGCGGGAGCGGCAGCGCAUCGAGUUUGAGCGCCGGCGGGAGCAGGAGCGGAUCCAGCGGGAGCGCGACGAGCUGCGCCGGCAGCAGGAGCAGCUGCGCUUCGAGCAGGAGCGCCGCUCCACCAAGAGGCCCUACGACAUGGACGGCAGGAAGGACGACUGGCCCGAGAAACGCAUGAACAUGGACGACCGCUACAACCGCUCGGACACCAGCCGCACGGAGCGCUACCAAGACUUCGACCACCGGGACCGCAGCCGUUACCAGGACAACGGGAUGGCUGACCGGCGAGACAACUCGCGUGCCGUUGGCGGAGACAGAGAUGGCCCGCAGUUUACAGAUCGGUCGGAUCGAAGCACAGGCGGCAGAGAAGGGAGAGACAGCUGGAGCGGAGGAUACGACAAGCGAAUCAACCCCAGGGAGGGAGCACGCGACUGGGACUCGGGUCGGAAGAUGGACAAUGACAGAACAUGGCAAAAUCGAGAUGGUGCCAUCCCUGGACAGUCCCACAUGGCACGGGGAGGAAUGGCUAGUCGUGGGGGCUACAUCAACACAGGCACCUCCCAGUCUCUCUCUGGAGCUCUGAACCGACAGAACCAGAUGAUGCAGGGCAGCGGUCUGCAGAGCGGGGCCUUCGGACGCCGCUACUAACCACAGGCGACGGGGCGAGCGUGCAUGUUGGACCCUCUUUCUACUCUCAAAGAUGAGCAUUUCGUUUUCCCGUCAGCAAGCGAAGACUUGAUAUUCAUGUUUUUUUUUUUGUUGUUUUUUUCUGCGCGUGUUUAGAAGGAGGCCGUGGUGUGCGGUUCUGAGAACGCUGAGAACUUUCUGUUUGAAGAGCUUCCCUGUGUCUCGCGACCAGUUUGUUCUUGUGUUGGGAAAGCCCGGCCACAUGUCUCUGGUCAGCUCUGGUCUUCUGGUUUGUUUUCAGUAUUCCAAGGACAGAUGUCAACUGUUGAUUAUCUCUCUCAAAGUUCUGUUUUUAAGUCUACCUUUUCUGUGCGACUUUCUGUAAGAAAAUGAAAGGCGGAUUUUGACAGUUUUUAAAUAUUUUUCUCAUCGCAGAUUGAUAGCAAGUGCUUGUUACACUAAUUUCUUUUGACAUUUUAUUUUAUUGUGGCAUUCAUGCACGCGCUCUUUGAGGGUAUUGCUGAACUUAAUAUGUGGUAAAUGAAUUGUGUCGUCCUUUUGACUCCAAUUUUCUGUAUGAACAACAAUGUAUUUGUUUUUGUAUAUAAAGACUCGCUCUCUUAAUUGCUAUUGCUACUUCUGCUCCGUUCCCUGGUUUUCUACCACACUCACCGGACAUAUAACCUUGGUGAAGUAGUAUCAAGUGAAAGGCAGAACAAAUGUAGGAUUAUGUUGCCAGCCACAUUAAACAAUGCAUAUUUUACAUUUAUCUUUUGUAUUGGAUCGACUGCUUAUGUUUAUUGGCCGUACAAAUGUUUGAUGGAGGGUUGCUUUAAUGACUGACAUUCUUCUUUUUUGUGUUCACAUUGUCCAGCCGGAUCCUACACAGUUCCUAUUUGCUGUGUGGGAAUCUGAGUUGUAGACUGCCUUAAGCACAAUAUUAUGAAAAACUCUAGGUCUAUUCACCUUAUUUUCAUAUGAAGCAUUGGUUUUGUAAUACACUUCUACUUUUCGCUCCUUUCACUUAUCUAUAUACUUCUAAAAAGGGAAAGUAACUAAUUUCACUUCUCCAACUCGAUCAAUGUGGUUCCUUUUUAAGUUGUUCCUCUUUCGCAUGGUCUAUGGUCUGUUGUCCGAGCAACAGUGGAUGGGGUGCAAGUCAAAUCCACACCAAACAUGUGUAGGAUAUGUCAAUAAAAAAAAAAAUUAGGCAACCAUUUGAACAUUUUGCUAAUUUUAUUUUCCUGACGAGUAUUGGAAAAUCGUACAAUCUAGGUUUCUGGUGGCUGGCCUACCCAGUCAGACUUUAAAAAGAUUGAUAAAUAUUUAACUUAACUAUUAGUAAAGUGUUCCAUAGCACUUUUUCAUGAGUUGGAUCACAACAUUUAUGGAUAAAAAAGUAAACUCUAAAUUGUGCCCGCCACGUUGUCAGAAUAUACAAAGCCACCAGGGGGAGGAAGGGCCUCAAAUACAGCAUAUUCUUCUAGCGCAACUGGAUCUGGAGACAGCGCUAGUAUCCGACGAAGUGAUACAAGAUAGCAGAUAUUGUAUUAUAUAAACAUAAUACAUUCCAUUAUGCCAGAAAGAUACUUUGAAAGGAAUAAACAAAUCCAAAUUCUAGAUUUAGAAAU